This is a messenger RNA of Diospyros lotus (date-plum), 2744 nucleotides long. RefSeq names its product protein MHF2 homolog. Gene Ontology annotation, cellular component: Fanconi anaemia nuclear complex; FANCM-MHF complex. Lineage: Eukaryota; Viridiplantae; Streptophyta; Magnoliopsida; Ericales; Ebenaceae. The transcript is spliced from 9 exons. Gene Ontology annotation, biological process: resolution of meiotic recombination intermediates; kinetochore assembly; DNA repair. The record is from RefSeq and is a predicted model, not a curated record. The coding region runs from base 114 to 488 and encodes 124 amino acids.
GGUUAAUGAGGCAAUCAUUCUUUUUGAUCUGAUGUUGGAAGACAAGAACUAUGUUAAACCAGAGGUAUACCUGUUAAUUCUGCGCCCGCCGCUUGCACUGUCCUUAUCUCCUGAUGGACGAAACUACGUUUGAUCCUGAUCUGAUUCACGCCAUUUUCAAGCUCGUUUGGAGCCGAAGAGCUCUCGAGCGCGAGAAAAAUGACUGCAUUGAGGCUCUGGAAGGAGAGGUCAGAAUCUCUCUCGCAUUCUUAAUUCAGUGGGCGAUCGGACUCUAUUCCACUCGAAACGCGGUCACAGCUGGAAUGUCCAAGAAAAGUCGGCCUACCUCUGCUAAUGCAAAUGCUCUGAAGCUGAGCUGUGAACUUCUCCGAUUAUUUGUUACAGAGGCUGUACAACGCUCUGCUACUAUAGCUGAAGCAGAGGGUGUUGGCAAAAUAGAAGCUACACAUUUGGAAAGGAUUCUUCCACAACUACUUUUAGAUUUUUAAGAGAACAAUAUUUGUUGAUGUCUAAAUGUACUUCAGAAAUCAACUAGAGCAAUUAUGCAACCUCGUUUGCACAAUGGUGAGAGAAGAUAUCACUUGGAUCGUCCAGAGUGCAAAAGCAGGCAAUCUUAAGAACGAGGAGCAUCUGUUCCUCGUAUCCAUUCCUUAUCAGCUUAGGGUCAAUUGCUUUAUUUGGAUCCUCAGAUGUCAUCACAUUUCUCAUCCAUUUCACCAAGCUCAUUUCAGUUGUAUGUUGGAAAAACUCAUCAGAUGGAAGUUUACCAAUCACUAGAACUCCUAGCAAUACCCCAAAACUGUAUAUAUCACACCUGUCUGUGAACUUCAAGGUCUGAUGAUACUCUGGAGCAAUGUAUCCCACAGUUCCUGCCAGAUUUGAAGUUGUAACAUGUGUGUAUGCAUCUGGCACUGCCUUUGCGAGCCCAAAAUCUGCAAUUCUGGGUUCCAUGUCGUCAUCAAGAAGGAUGUUUGCUGGCUUAAGAUCUCUGUGAAUUAUGCGAGGAUUAUGGCUCAUGUGGAGAUACUCAAGACCAGCUGCCACCCCCACUGCAAUCCUGUGCCGUGCCAACCAAUCCAGUUCCCUAGUUCCAUCUGAGACCUGAACCAGCAUGUCUUGUAAACUGCCAUUCUUCAUAAACUCAUAUACAAGGUAAUGGCAAUCGGGUCGUGAAACAUGAGCUAGCAGAGGAAGAAGGUUUCUGUGUCGUAUUUGACCCACAGUCUGAAUCUCUGAUUUAAUUUGACGCAUCUUCUUGUUCAUAAGCUUGCUGUCUUCCUCAGUCAGGUCUGCAGCAUCCCUCGGGGGCUGAAUUAUCUUCUUUAUGGCAAUUAUCUUGCCAUCGCUUCCUGGCAACAAAGUCUUGAAAACUUCUCCACAUCCACCUCUUCCAAUGAUUUCAAGUGAUGCAACUCCAUCUUCUUUCUCCAGGAAAGCCAAAUCCUCUGCUUUCUUGAUCAGUGGACUGAAGAUUGCUGGACCCGAGUCCUUCUUUCGACCCCUAAUCAAGACCAGCAUUAGCUUGACAAGCACUGAGAAGACCAACCCGCAAACACUUCCAGCCAGGGCUCCAAUCAGAAAUCCGCCAAUCCACUUCCCCAGAUUUCUCUUGUGUUUUUUGUGUUUAUGUCCUGUUGCUGAUGGCCCUGGAGCUUGAGCUGUAUUACUCGUUGGGCCAGGACUGUGUGCAGGCGGCAUUGCAGAAUUCCGAUUCCUGGUAGAGGAAUUCUCGGCAAGGAUAUAGCGCUUUGGAACCGCCGCCUUCUCUGUCAAUUCCGCUGAUAGGUACUCUGCUGGCUUCAUUACUGGAAUGGGGCCUUCAAGAAAACUGUUACCGGAAAUGUUAAAUGACCGGAGAUUCCUGAAGGACCGAAUUGAUGCAGGUACUUUCCCGGAGAACAUGUUAUCUUCCAGGAAAAGUUGCUCAAGGUUGGGAAAGUGCUUCAAGAAAUCCAGGUCCCCGGAAAGUUUAUUAGAGGAGAGGUCAAGUACUCUUAGGCGCACCAACGAUGAUACCUCUUGUGGCACCUUGCUGGAGAAUUGGUUGUUCCGGAGGUUCAGAAUUUCCAGUUUCCGGCAGCCGACGAGUUGAGGUGGGAGUUGGUCAAAGAGGUGGUUGUUUGGGAGGGAGAGCUCUUUUAGCUCGGAGAGUUGUCCAAUUGCCGGCGACAAAAACCCGGUGAGCUGGCGUGACUUGAAGACAAGUCCGGUGACUCUGAGCUUAUAGGAGUUGUUUGAGAUCCUUCGCUCGCAUAAUACCCCGACGGAUUUACAUGGAUUAUGCAUAUUGAGCAGCGGAUCGUUGGUUCCCAAGUCUUCUAGGACAACUUCGAGGGCUUUGAAAUCUGAAUGGAGGAGACUGAGUCUGGCCUUGGCUAAGAUGGAUAGACUGAAGAGAAAAAGAAGAUAGAGGUGGGCUUUGCCGGAGAUGGUGGCCAUGUUGGUGCUUCCGGCGGAGGAGAGCGGUGGUCCUGGGCGGCAAGUUCAAAGCUUGGUGAUGAGUUAUGUAAGCCAAUGGGCGCUGACUGUGGACUGCAAAGGCUUAGCCGUGUGGAAUUUUUUGGUUAGUGGGGCUGCCGAAGUUACUUGCUCUUUCAUGCAAUGACCUCAAUUUCCAAUCUUACCCCUUUGCGGGUUCCCCCUUAAUUUCGCGUUUAUAUCGUUGAGAGUACUUGCGACCACUGCUUUGGAAUGCGCAGUAUAAGUUAUAUACUUGUUAAAUAAAUAUACAAAAUUUUGUGUAA